This is a messenger RNA of Scleropages formosus (Asian bonytongue), 968 nucleotides long. RefSeq names its product phenylethanolamine N-methyltransferase (gene pnmt). The coding region runs from base 129 to 968 and encodes 279 amino acids. NCBI's taxonomy places the organism in Eukaryota, Metazoa, Chordata, Actinopteri, Osteoglossiformes, Osteoglossidae. Gene Ontology annotation, cellular component: cytosol. Gene Ontology annotation, molecular function: phenylethanolamine N-methyltransferase activity. The record is from RefSeq and is a predicted model, not a curated record. The transcript has 3 exons.
CACACAGGCUGCUAUAAAGUCCCUGAGUCCCUGACCCACUGACACCCAACGGUCAGCAAGCGGGCACCGACACCCCCAGCACACCCAGCGCCACACAGCGCACACCGCCGCAGAGACGCGCAGCCGGCAUGGAGCGGAGCCAGGGGGAGGCGAAGGAGCCGCCCAACCGGGAGGGCAUCGCCGCGAUAGCUCGCUGCUACCAGGGCUUCGACCCGGCGAUGUACCUGCGGUACAAUUACACGCCCCCGCGGGCAGACUUCACUCGGACCGACAGCAUCGUGCCGUGGAAACUGGCCUGUCUGCACCAAGCCUUCACUGAGGGAGAUAUGACUGGGGAGACCCUGGUGGACGUGGGCUCCGGUCCCACGCUGUACCAGGUGCUGAGCGGCUGCGAGGUUUUCGGACGGGUGGUGCUCACAGACUUCCUGGAAGCCAACCGGCGCGAGCUGCAGCGCUGGCUGGCCGGGGAACAAGGCAGCUUUGACUGGACGCCAUACCUGCAGCACGUAUGCCAGCUGGAGGGACGCAGCCCCUCUGCCUGGCGCGAGAAGGCGGCUCGCUUGCGCUCGGUGGUCACCGAGGUCCUGCCCAUCGACGUGCACCAGCCCUGCCCGCUGCCGCCGGGCUCCUUACCGGCUUCGGGAGCCGACUGCCUCGUCUCCUCCUUCUGCCUGGAGAGCGUGAGCCCGGACGUGGCCUCCUUCACGGCGGCGCUGCGGCGCAUGGGCUCCCUGCUGCGGCCCGGGGGUCACGUGCUGCUCAUCGGGGCCCUGGGCGAGAGCUACUACAUGGCCGCGCCAAACGUGCGCAUCCCCGUGGUGCCGCUGGACGAGGCGCAGGUCUGCAGCAGCCUGAAGGUCAGCGGGCUCUCCCUGCUCCGCCUGUGCGUCUACACACUGCCGCCAGACAUGAGGGUGGGCGUGGACGACGUUUCCGGCAUCUUCUUCGUCAAAGCCAGAAAGCCCUAG